Messenger RNA from Saccharomyces mikatae IFO 1815, 837 nucleotides. RefSeq lists its product as uncharacterized. Gene Ontology annotation, biological process: membrane organization; endoplasmic reticulum tubular network organization. Gene Ontology annotation, cellular component: endoplasmic reticulum. The transcript has a single exon. Lineage: Eukaryota; Fungi; Ascomycota; Saccharomycetes; Saccharomycetales; Saccharomycetaceae. The record is from RefSeq and is a predicted model, not a curated record. The coding region runs from base 1 to 837 and encodes 278 amino acids.
AUGGCGAAGACUAUUAAAGUUGUCAGGAAAAAGGAUCCCAAAAAAAAAAACCAGUCGGAUCCUUUGGCAAGACAAAAACUUGUUUGGAAAAUUGGACAUGCUUUGACUUUGGUUUUUGGUUUACUAUUUUCCAUUACGUACUUCUACCAUGUCUUAAUCUUCUUCAAAUACCGUUCCUGGAAGUGGCUGUUUUUAAGGGUCAACAGAAACUACUCAUUUAUUCAAAGUAAGAGGUGGUACAUGAAAUUGUUAAGUUGGAGUCCGCAAAUAAUGUACCGUUUGUCGUUAAUUGGUGUAUUUAUGUCCGAGUCCGUUACAAUGCAACAAAACUGGGUCGGACUUAACCCUACGUGGAAUGACCUUCUUUCUUCUGAGAACUUUCAUACACUUUUGAUUGCUUGUUUGUGGUUCUUCGGUGGUGGCAAGUCGUUUUACAAAAUUUUGCCCUACAUGAUUUUAAGUUAUCUACACUUAACAAAAAUGAACUAUGAAUUGAAUGCUAACAAAGAAGAAAAGAUUUCUACAACAUCUAAAGACAGGAAAUUGUUACAUUUACUUGCCUACUCCGAAUUGCUUGUAAUACUAGCCUUAACUCUAGACACUAUGUUGUUUAAGACAGGAACAUCUGGAUUUAUGCUGGUUAUUUACGUUAGUAUUUACUGGUUGCGGUUGAACUUCUCACCAUAUGCACAGGUGACUGUUUUAGAGUUGCUUGUCAAGUUUGAAAAAUAUGUUCCUAAGAAGUAUAAAGACAAAUGGCAAGUUAUAAAGAAUUUCGUUUAUUUAAAAAUGAAAGAGCACGAAAAGAAGGCUGAAGAAGUUGCCAGAUAUGCGUAA